GAUUAGAAGCGGGACGUAAAAUAAGCCAGAACGAGGAAAUCUACCAUUAACGUAUCAUUUUGAAAGAAAAAUAGCUCAAUAUAGCCAAGUGAGGCUCGGAUUAAUAAGGGUCCACAUUUGAUUGUCCUCAGUUGUAGAUUGCUACAAUAGGCUGCUCAGUGGUCUCAAAUUACUCCCAUCUGUGAGAUGAAAGGCCUUGGACAACCUUUAGUCUGAGCAAGACGAUAGUGGUGCUGACAGAUCUAUGGCUCAGAUGUAACUUCAUAUGAGGAAUAAACUAAAGAGCAACAAUCAUGACCUCAGUGAAGUAGCAUUAAAGCAAAUCAAGGUGAUGACUGAUUACACAACGAUCCAGAAUUUCCAAGAACUAGUUUAGUAUUUAAAAAAAAAACUACAGUGUGCUUUACAUACAUGUAAAGCAUAGAUUCUUAAAGUGUGACAAUCAUAUUUCUGGCUUGCUACUUGCCUUGCUUACAAACAUUAGUUAUUUGCCAUCAUUAUUCUACAAUUUCUUAAACAACAACAGCACCCUCUGCAGCUUGAAUACGGUUUGUAUUUUUAACAGCCUAGCCUGUUUUACAAAUCAAUUCUAUUGGCAUUUUGCAUUUUAGUGCGGUUUGCAAAUUGCUAAACCCUAAGCUAAAAUUACUCAUAGAAACGGCUUCUAACCAAAAUUAACAUCAGCAUAUCAACGGUACUAACUCGAAAAUACACCAGCAUCUCUCAGACGGGCGGCGCUACGACCACUCAGCUGUACCGUAUUUAUACCCCCGCCCUUCGCGUUUAGAGGUGAAACUAAGCGAGCCCCCCUCUUCGGUUUGACGGCCCAGAUGACGCUCAGAGCCCAACCCGGAAACAGCGGCAGCAAAUAGGUUUUUUUCUUCUUUGAGCCUGUGCCGCUGGCUUCUAGCGUGGUGUCCAAACGAGAGCCGUGUUUCUCCACGAGCAUCAAGCUGUCAGACCAGCACGGAAGUCUGUUAUUUCCUCUCUACCCAGUCUCUGCAAAGGCCCCUGAAAGUGGAAGCGAAACGUCCAAGGCUGACCUCUGCUGGGGGACUGUGACCAGGGCCAGCUCGUGCCCAGGCCUGGCUGCUCCUCUCCGACAAACGCACACUGCUCGUAGCAGAACAUGGGGAACCUCCUGAAAGUUUUGACAUGCACAGAUCUGGCGCAGGAGCCCAAUUUCUUCCUGGACUUCGAGAAUGCCCAGCCCACAGAUGCGGAACGCGCGGUGUGGGACCAGGUGGAUGCAGUACUUAAAGAUGCCAGGGGGAUCCUAGAUGAGCUGCAAGCUUACAAGGGGGCAGGCCAGGAGAUCAGAGAGGCCAUACAGAAUCCAAAUGACGAGGCGUUACAGGAGCAGGCAUGGGCCGCUGUGGUGCCGCUGGUUGGGAAACUGAAAAAGUUCUAUGAGUUCUCGCAAAGAUUAGAGGCGGCGCUGCACAGCCUUCUGGGAGCUCUGACCAGUGAGACCUACAACGACCCCACUCAGCACUUGGAGAGAGAGCAGGCCCUGGCCAAGCAGUUCGCCGAAAUCCUCCACUUCACCCUGCGAUUCGAUGAACUCAAAAUGACAAAUCCUGCUAUUCAGAAUGACUUCAGCUACUACAGGAGAACGCUCAGUCGGAUGCGGAUCAACAAUGUACCGGCUGAAGUUGAGAACGAGGUCAACAACGAGCUGGCCAAUCGGAUAUCCCUCUUCUACGCUGAUGCCACGCCUAUGCUCAAGACCAUGAGUGACGGCACCACAAAGUUUGUGUCUGAAAACAAGAACCUGCCUAUUGAAAACACAACAGAUGUCUUAAGCACAAUGGCCAGUGUAUGUAAAGUCAUGUUGGAAACUCCGGAGUACCGGAGCCGAUUCACCAGUGAGGAGACUGUCUCCUUCUGUCUGCGGGUCAUGGUGGGUGUCAUUAUACUGUAUGACUACGUUCAUCCGGUCGGAGCAUUCGCCAAGUCGUCCAAAAUCGAUAUGAAAGGCUGUAUUAAAGUCCUCAGAGACCAGCCGCCCAACAGUGUGGAAGGCCUUCUCAACGCUCUCAGGUACACGACCAAGCAUCUAAACGACGAAUCCACCAACAAGACCAUCAAGAGCAUGCUGCAGUAGAAGUAAAAGUACUCGUAGUAGUAGUUAUAGUAGUUGCUGCCUGAUGUACUACUGCUAUCAGGGGAAAGCCACUGUCCUGACUGAUGUCGCUGCACAGAAUGUCUAUUUGCUUUUUUUAAUUUAAGUUUUGGUUCGGAGAAAAAAAUCGUACUCCGCCCAGUUUUUUAAUGCAAAAUGCUACUGCCGUUAUUCCAAAACGUCUUUUUUGAUGCCAAAAAGAUGUUGCUGAGAUGCUUUCCGUAUACAGGCCACGCCAAGAUGGCAGCUAACGUUAGCAUCGUGGACCCUCUGGUGUUUUUAAGUCUUUCCCUGUGUUAAGGGACGGGAGUGCUUUGACUUGAAAAAUUUAAAAGAAAGAGAUAUAUAGAGAAGUAUAUAUUAUUUUCGUUAUUUAAGAUUACAUCCUCUGCAUGAUGAUAAUUUAAAAAACUCUGUUGAAUUUGUCUGCUCAAUUGUGCAUUAAAUAUUUUGUUAUUGGAAUGGUACUUCGUCGACGUGAGAUUAAGAGUACUGUUUUUAUAUUUUUUAUAGUUUUUAAUUUUGUGCGUAUGACUUUUUCAUAGUUGUGUUGUAUUGUUUUGAACUUUUAAACUGUGAUAUGUGCAAAUCAAAAAUAUCAUUGGGAGUCAACAUACUGUCUGUGUACAAUAUGCUGAGGCUGGAUAAAUUAAAUGAGAACUCUUGUUUUCUA
Molecule: messenger RNA, 2798 nt
Organism: Periophthalmus magnuspinnatus
Lineage: Eukaryota; Metazoa; Chordata; Actinopteri; Gobiiformes; Gobiidae
Gene: cyribb
Product: family with sequence similarity 49 member Bb
Exons: 13
Coding region: 1130-2107 (325 amino acids)
Biological process (GO): regulation of actin filament polymerization; positive regulation of T cell activation
Molecular function (GO): small GTPase binding
Source: RefSeq, a predicted model, not a curated record